This is a messenger RNA of Pantherophis guttatus, 1900 nucleotides long. RefSeq names its product glycosyltransferase 8 domain containing 2 (gene GLT8D2). Gene Ontology annotation, molecular function: glycosyltransferase activity. The record is from RefSeq and is a predicted model, not a curated record. Lineage: Eukaryota; Metazoa; Chordata; Lepidosauria; Squamata; Colubridae. Gene Ontology annotation, cellular component: Golgi apparatus.
UCAAGGUUGACUCAGCCUUCCAUCCUCACAAGGCCCGAGUCUGGAUUCUGUACAGUUCCGUAAUCACGGAGAAAGGAAGGAAAAAAGUAAUUUCCAAGUAAAACACCGAAGAUUUUUUUAAAAAACAAUUCUGCCUCAAAUUAGUUUUGAAGAAACUAAAAAGGACCUUGAAGUAUCUCGCAUGUAGGAUUUCAGUGGGAAUCCCAGGAGAAAAGUGGUUCUGACAUGAAUGUUUAUUACACUGAAUCAGCCAGCUACCCACAGCAACUGCUUGCUUGAAGUUAUUUUUCUGGAGAAAAAAAAUCCACACUUGCUCUGCUGUUGCCUUGAAAGGUUGCAACCAAAUGAAAGGGCCAUAUGGCUUUAUUACGAAAAAUUAAUCAGAUCCUACUCUUCCUUCUUGUUUUGACUCUCUGUGUUAUUCUGUAUAAUAAAGUUCAAAAGAUGCCAUCUGCUAUUCUGAAUAAUGAAUCUAUUGAUUUGGAGAGCGUAGAGGAGAUGGAAGAAGAAAUUCCAGUUGUGCUAUGUGCUCCUGCAGGCAGAAUGGGCGCAACAAUAGCUGCAAUCAACAGCAUUUAUACCAACACGGAUUCAAAUGUCUUGUUCUACAUAGUUGGGAUAAAGAGCAGCAUUCCACAUAUCAGGCAGUGGAUUGAAAACUCUAAACUGAAAGAUAUCAAGUUUAAAAUUGUGGAAUUCAAUCCUAUGGUACUUAAAGGGAAAAUCAGACCAGACGCAACACGUCCUGAAUUACUUCAGCCUCUAAACUUUGUUCGAUUUUACCUCCCUCUACUUACCCAUGAACAUGAAAAAGUGAUUUAUCUUGAUGAUGAUGUGAUUGUACAAGGAGACAUCCAAGAUCUAUAUGAUACGAAGUUAACCCGAGGACAUGCUGCAGCUUUUUCAGAUGACUGUGAUCUACCUUCAACUCAUGAAAUGGUUAGAAGUGUAGGAAUGCAGAACACUUAUAUGGGCUUCCUGGACUAUCGAAAACAAACAAUCCGAGAUCUUGGUAUAAGUCCCAGCACCUGUACAUUUAAUCCUGGUGUCAUUGUGGCCAACAUGACAGAAUGGAAGCACCAACGCAUCACAAAGCAGUUAGAAAAAUGGAUGCAGAAAAAUGUAGCAGAAAAUCUAUAUAGCAGCACUCUUGCAGGAGGUGUGGCCACUUCUCCAAUGCUCAUUGUUUUCCAUGGAAGAUAUACAACUAUUAAUCCUUUGUGGCAUAUUCGACAUUUAGGCUGGAGUCCUGAUGCUAGAUACUCAGAGCAUUUUCUUCAGGAGGCCAAGUUGCUUCAUUGGAAUGGGAGAUAUAAGCCUUGGGGCUACCCUAGCGGACACAUUGACUUUUGGGAAAAAUGGUUUGUUCCUGACCCUUCAGGAACUUUUAAACUGAUUCGUCCUAACAGCUAAUUAUGCCAUUUUAUCUUAAAGACAUCAGGAACAGUUUUCAGCAUGAUCAUGGUUUUUUGUUUUAUGAUGAGAUUUCUCUUAUAGUGAACAUGGCUCUACUGUAUAAGAGUGUAAUUGAAUCCUAUGAUGUAGAAGCGUCAAAAUGAAACUUUACCACAAGUGCAAUGAGGCCACAAAGUAUGCACACUAUCAUCUUUUUAGCAGGAGCUGAAACUGAAACAUUGUUUAGGGGAAACAAUCUUUAUAACAUUAAGGCCUCUAUUUAAAUAAUUCUGUAAAUAAGAACUUACCAAAAUACUGUGUAAUACUUCUGAAUAAUUUUUUUUUGCCAUAAAUACAUUUUUAUAUAUAAAAUUAAGCAAUAAAAUUAAGCAUCCAUUAUUUUAUUUCAAAUAAUUUAAAAUUGCUUUGUUGUAACAACACCAAUACAAUUAAUCAUUGACUUUUAAACAAUGUUACAAUAAAGCACCAGAAAAUAUUAUAAGAA